Molecule: messenger RNA, 3303 nt
Organism: Myripristis murdjan (pinecone soldierfish)
Lineage: Eukaryota; Metazoa; Chordata; Actinopteri; Holocentriformes; Holocentridae
Gene: slc16a10
Product: solute carrier family 16 member 10
Exons: 6
Coding region: 47-1567 (506 amino acids)
Biological process (GO): transmembrane transport
Cellular component (GO): basolateral plasma membrane
Molecular function (GO): transmembrane transporter activity
Source: RefSeq, a predicted model, not a curated record
UUUGGGGAGAGGGUUUAAACAUAACCCUGACAAGAUUCAUACAACAAUGACAGAAGGUACCAACAUGACAGAGAGUGAUGCGGCGGGGAAGGAUGUGGUGGACGCCGUGCCGGCGAGGGAGAAGCGGCAGGAGGAGGAGGCGGAGGCGGAGGAGGAGAAGAAGGAGAACGGGGAGAGCAAAGGAGCCGAGGUGGCAGCACAGGGAGCCGAUGAGGACGCCGAGUUUGUGCACCCCGAAGGCGGCUGGGGGUGGCUGGUCAUGCUGUCCGCCAUGUGGUGCAACGGGUCGGUGUUUGGGAUUCAAAACGCCUUCGGCAUCCUCUUCCUCUCCCUCCUGCGGGAGUUUGGCUCCGAGCACGACCAAGACCUCCGCUUCAAGACAGCGUGGGUGGGCUCCCUCUCCAUGGGGAUGAUCUUCUUCUGCUCUCCCAUUGUCAGCGUCUUCACCGACAUCCUGGGCUGCAGAGUGACUGCUGUGGGCGGAGCUGCUGUUGGUCUGGUCGGGUUAUUGGCCAGUUCCUUUGUCAAGUCCCUUGGCCCCAUGUACUUCACCUAUGGCAUUGUGUUUGCCUGUGGCUGCUCUUUUGCAUACCAGCCAAGCCUGGUCAUCCUGGGUCACUACUUCAAGAAGCGCCUGGGCCUGGUCAACGGCAUCGUGACGGCCGGCAGCAGCAUCUUCACCGUCACCCUGCCUUUCCUGCUGUCAGGCCUGCUGGAAAAAGUCGGCCUCCAGAACACCAUGCGCGUCCUCAGCCUCCUCAUGUUUGUCCUGAUGCUGGCUGGCUUCACCUACAAACCCCUGCUGCCUUCCAAAGUGCGCAACACCCGCACGGGCAGCUGCUGCCCGCCAUUGAGCCAGAUCUUCAACAUCAACAUCUGGAAGUCUGUGGGAUACCGAAUCUGGGCCUUUGGCAUCCCUGCAGCCCUCUACGGCUACUUCGUGCCUUAUGUUCACCUGAUGAAGCACGUGGAGGAGCGUUUUGGAGUGGAUGCCAACAAGGAGGUUCUGCUCAUGUGCAUCGGCAUCACAUCGGGCGUGGGCCGUCUCAUCUUCGGCAGGGUGGCAGACUACGUCCACGGAGUCAACAAAGUCUACCUACAGGUGUCCUCGUUCUUAGUCAUCGGCUUGAUGUCCAUGAUGAUCCCUCUGUGCAACAUCUUUGGCGGCCUGAUCGCUGUGUGCCUGCUGAUGGGGCUGUUUGACGGCUGCUUCAUCUGCAUCAUGGCCCCCAUCGCCUUCGAGCUGGUGGGAGCCAAGGACGUGUCCCAGGCCAUCGGCUUCCUGCUGGGCCUGAUGUCUGUGCCAAUGACCGUGGGACCUCCGAUUGCAGGCUUCCUGCGGGACCGGCUGGGCAGCUACGACGUGGCCUUCUACCUGGCGGGAAUCCCUCCCAUCAUCGGAGGGGCGGUGCUGUGUCUGAUACCCUGGGUGGAGGCCCGGCGCAAGAGGAGAGAGAAGGAGGAGGAGCUGAAGAAAGGACAGGACAUCACCCAGAAGAUGCUGAACUAUGAGGCGGCUCAGGGAGACGUGCCGUACAAAACCGGAGACCCCGAAUCUGUCCUCUAAGUGCCCCGCCGAACAAACUGAAACUGACACACACAGACAAAUACGUUUUCACACCGAGGCAGACACCCGGGCGGCCGCUGACCAGCAGUAUUCUACAAUACAAGUAUGAGACACAGUAUGUAUGUAUUUAGCCGUGUAUGAAUGAACCAGAUUGUAACGACUGCCCUCUCUAGGAGAAAGUCGGGAAAUGCCAAAGCUACAAUACAUAUCAGAUAGGUUUAAGUACAGUGCACAGUUUAGCGUGAAUGUAAUCCUGAAGAACUAUGCAUUAGAUUGUUGUUCAGCAUUAAUUGUUCAGCUGUCAAAUCAACUUGAAGGGUAAAAUGAAAAAUGAGGAAAAAGUCACAUUUUUAUAUUUCUCACAAGGGAAAGAGAGCAUGCUUUACUUAUGUAAAGGGCUGCAAGUUCCAAACCCUCGGCCAGUCUCUCUGCACCAGAUUCCCCACUUUCAACAGGCAUUCUCUGAAGUAUCGAGGGUUUACAUCAUUUUCACAGUGUCAUUUAGUAGUUUUAUACUUACGUCACAAAAAAGAAAGGAAAUGGAAAGAUAAAGAAAGGAAAUGAAAAAAGAAGCCCAGUGGUUUGCACACAUCCACUGAUUUUAACUGCACCAAUAUUUUAAAUGCAAAACAAACACUGACUGCUAAAACAAUCACAGAGUUACUGACGCCUGCCCUCAGAUGGAUAAUUCUGUCCCUUAGUCACAUUCUUAAAGCAUGCCAAACAUGUAAAUAGUGAGGGAAUUUGUGAGUGCUAUAUUUGAAGAGACAUAACUAUCACUUCAAAGAAGUGUUUUGUGAAACGUUGGGAUUGGGAGGUGGUUGCCGUUGGUUGUGAAGCUCUGGGAUCGUCUUGGUUAUGAAGGUGCUCACCCAGCUCACAGGAGCAGCUUUAAGCACAGCGAUAUCACACGCCACCCGAAACGUCAGCGUCAUCUCAAGGCCAGCAGCCGUUACAGGCUUGUCUAUUCCCCAGGCUGGAGCCAGGAAAUCUCAUCCUUUAUACAGCGUAGCUUGAAUGAUUUUUUUUGCAAGAGGCUGCUUGUAUGUAGUUAAAAAAAAAAAAAAAUGUGACCACUUGACACCGUGCCUGAAAAUCCUCAUCAGUAUUUUUUUUUCUUUGUUUUUACAUCUGCAUCUUCAACACUGUCAUCUCGAUUUAGCUUUAACCAGCACAGGACAGAAACACUUAAAGUACAGCACAUCUGCUUUUUGCUAUGCAACAGACAUGACGGAUGGACUUCAAAACCGAUUCAUAUGGAACCUAUUAAUGUCAUGUAAAUGAAGUUUUAUUAAUUGAUUGUUAGUGUUGAUAUUAAGCAGUAUUCCUUUUAAACCACAAACAGCGGUGAGAAAAAUAUGGUAAUUUGUUGUUGUUUUUCCACUUGGGAUUUUGGUCCAGCAUUUAAUUCCUUGACAUAACACUGAAAUCUCCUGAUUUUUUUUUUUUAUUAUUAUUAUUAAAGCAGCAAAAAAACAAACAAAAAAAAUCAAGCAGAAAAACAAACAAACAACUGAACCCAUGUGAGUAUAAUCAGAGAGGGCAUCUCCUACUAGUACUGUUGGUGUUCAGAAUAUAAAACUUUAUCAGUAACUGACAACGUCCAGGUAAUGAUUAAGCAAAGCAGGCUUGAACUGUCACCGUACUGUCUUCAUGCUGAUGUCAGAUUAUUCACCUGAGCUAAUUUGCAUGGCCAGUCUUAGUCCGUUAGAUUAAAAAAAAAAAAAAAAAAAAAA